Molecule: messenger RNA, 1504 nt
Organism: Helicoverpa zea (corn earworm)
Lineage: Eukaryota; Metazoa; Arthropoda; Insecta; Lepidoptera; Noctuidae
Exons: 9
Coding region: 90-1070 (326 amino acids)
Source: RefSeq, a predicted model, not a curated record
ACUGGAGGCAUCAGUAACACAACACUGGUGUUCGCGUUCACACGGAACUAUCGAUAUUUCGCUAAGUUUAAACAUUUUUUAUCGAUAAAAUGAAUUGUGUUAUUGUGAUUCUGUCUAUCGUUGCUACGGUCUGUGGUAUCCAAUAUGAUGGUCUCAGAGUCAAAUUCGGUUGGACGGACGCCCUAGCGGACAUGGAGUACUUCUUCAAGAUCCCUCGCACCAUCGCCGAGGUGGAGAACGAGGGUUGGCUGCGGACGGAGAGGCCACCAGGUCCACUGCCCGAGCUGAGGAUGUACUGCCCUCCAGGGAGAGGGGUCUGCCCUCUGUAUGAUACAGCCGGCUUUGUGGCUGGGCUUAUGGUUGCUAUUCCAGUUGAAGACUUCGUGUCGGUGGUAAAGCCUGAGAAGAAGUUCAUCAAAUGGUCGGCACCAGCUGCUGAAGGGGAACCCGCUAAGGACUACUGGACGGCCACGCAAUACUUUGUUUCUGAAGAUUAUGUGUUUUCCUUAGAAUCUCUGAAGGCGGGCGCGGGCCCACAAGUGGAGAAUGGAGCGACUUUGCAAGAUGGCGGAGUAUGGGUAGCUGGCCAUGACUUACGUCUGAUGAGAAUACCCAGCACUGAGGCAGAGCUCAACAGUACCACUUUCAAGAAACAGAAUUGCAUUCCUAACAUGGGUACCCAUUAUUAUUACAACAUGACUCGUGACCUGAACUGUGAGGAGUUGCUUCCAUGGUUUGCGCUGACCACACAGGGGGAUCUGGUCGGCACUGGGUUCCAAGUGAUCGGCAAGGUGACUAAACGAAAGCAGCGGGAGUGGUUUGAGUCAAUACCGAACCCUAAGCAGAGUAUACAGGUCACGAUUCCAUUCGCUCCAGACUGUUUGGGCGAUUGGGGGGAGAAAUACGGAGUCAUAUCGAUGCACAUCUACUUCGUCAACGAUCCCUGGAAUAUUCAGUGCAAGUCUGGUGACUCCAUCAAGCCAGCCCCGGCAAUAGACCGGCUGCUUCUCAACGGCUACAGAUACGCAAACCAAAUAUCAGACGAAGUUUACAAGUUAUUUAGUGGAUAAACUUAUUUAUACCUGUACUAGUUUUAAGAUGUCAUAGAAUUGGGAACUUGACACCAAUAAUCAAAUAGGUUUGUCUCUAAAGGGCUGUGUCAGCGCAACAAUUGCAUAUUAACUAAGAACUGAACUUUACAGUUUCAGCACAAUCGUAAUUGAAAUAGCAUGAAAAAUAAUGGUAAGUAAUAUGCGAAUAAAUGUUUGACUUUGACAUUGACUUUGAAUUGGUGUCAACUGCCUAAUUAUUAUUAAAAUUAUAUUUAAAAUGGUUUGGACCAAGAGAUUAUCAUUUGAAAAUGCAAUUUAAUUGAUUUACGAUUUUAUAUUUAUUUAUUUAAAGGUAGCGUUUAAUAAAAAGUAAAUCAUAUUUGUACAUUGGUGAUUUGAUGUAGGUAAUUUGGCUGAGAUCCUACAAGAAUAUACGAAAAAUAUUAAACAAA